CGAAGAAGCCAGCUUUGAACCCCCUGUUUCGGUGUCACAGCCAGUUACAGCCACAAAAAAAACACAAACAAUGACUUUGAAACCGAAACAAAGAACUCGCAGGAUUCAGACAUGCAUUUUACCAACUUCUGUUAGUGUUGGAGUGCAAUGUGAACUGUUGGUAGCCCCUCCAAUUUUAUCAACCACUCAAGUUGAUGCUGCUACAUCAGAUGAAGAGGAAGAAGAAGAAGAGGAUAGUGAUGUAUUAUGUAAUGCAGAUUCUGACUAUGAACCAGAAAGUGAAAGUGAAAGUGAAGAUUCAGAAACUUGUGACAGUGAUACUGAGAUGGAUGACAAAGCCUGGGAACUGAAUUCUGAUAUUGACCCACUUGAAGAGAAACAUUUUAUUGUUUCUCAAUCCUGCUUGGCAUCCCUCUUUUCAGUAUGUAACUGUUGUCUGUCUUCAGCAACGGCAUCGGUUGUCUUUCAGAAAGGAAUGAUGAUAGUUGUGAAGGUUUGUUGCACCAGAGGCCACGAGUAUUUGUGGCACAGUCAGCCGCAACAUGGCACCAUGCCAAGGGGUCACCUGACUUGUGCUGGAGCAAUAUUGUUCAGUGGAAGCAGUAUUUCUAACAUUUUGACAUUGUUCCAUCAUAUGAAAGUGCCAAUGUUUUCCGUUAGGACAUAUUUAAAACUUCAGAAGUUCUACUUGAUACCUUCUGUAAAGUGUGUAUGGCAAGAUCAGCAGUCAAGUUUGUUGCAGUCUGUCCAGAACACAGAUCUGGUUCUUGGUGGAGAUGCUAGAUGCGACAGUCCAGGCCACACUGCCAAAUAUGGCACCUACACCCUACUAGAUCUGCAGUGUAAAAAGAUUCUGGAUAUUCAGCUGGUGCAGAGCAAUGAAGUAAAAAAUUCCUUUUGGAUGGAAUUGGAAGGGCUAAAGAGAGCAAUACACUACUUGGAGAGCAAAGGAUGUGUCAUCACGGAACUUGUUACUGAUCGUCAUGUAUCAGUAAAGAAGUACAUGAGAGAUGAGAACAAAGAGAAAAAACACUUUUUUGAUGUCUGGCAUAUGGCAAAAGGCAUUGGAAAGAAAUUGGAGAUUGCCUCAAAGAAGUCUGGAUGCAGUGAUAUACACCAGUGGAUAAAGUCUGCUUCAAAUCAUAUGUACUGGGUGGCUGCAUCAUCAGGAGAUGAUAACGAAAUAAAAGUCGACAAGUGGCUGUCUCUUCUCAAUCACGUGAGAGAUCAACACAGCGGACAUUCGGUGAACUUCCCAGAGUGUAUUCAUGGUCCACUUGAAGAAAAACUAUGGCUGGCAAAUGGAACCAAGGUGUUCAAAGUGUUUGAGGAUGUGAUAGCCAACAAGGCACUUCUUCGAGAUAUACCCCAGCUGUCCCCAGUCUACCAGACAUAUGCAUUGGAGGUGUUCCACAGUGUUGUGAAUCGCUUUGCUCCAAAAAGUACUCACUUCUUCCACUCAGCUAUGUUAACAAGAAUGUACUUGUCGGCUCUGCACUACAAUGAAAAUGGAAAUCGACCACAAGAUGUGACGCUGGAUGGGGAACUGAAAUGGCAAAUCUGUUAUCCCAAAGCCAAGAAAGGUGAACAGGCCGUUGUAAAGCCAGUGAAAAGCAGAGUAACUUAUGAUUAUGUUGAUAGUCUUUGCAGAGCAGUUUUUGAACGCCGUAUUAACUUCCCAUCCUACAUCCUAGCAAAACGUGAUGUAGAAGCAUCACCAAGUGCACCAAAACCACUGACGGCAGCAUUCCCUGCUGCAGACAAGAAAGAACUGGUCCUUAACAGAAAGUCACGAUUUGUUGUUCGACUUGUAUAAUUCAUAUUGAAGCUGGUGCAUACUAAAAUUAUUAAAUAUGGAGUAACAGGUGUUGAACUGUAAUGCUGACUCACCAGUCCUAUUGUUAUGCUGAACCCUGUCUGUUUUUGCUGGUUAAUAUUAGACUUUAUAAGGAAAUGAAACAUUUUGCAUUUCUUUUCAAAAAUUGAAGACUUGUUUUAUGGUCAUUUUACCUGAAGAAUUUAACCUUUUUUUCUUUACCAUGAUUAUGUUUUCUUGUAUAUUUAAAUUUAAGUAAAAUGAUUGUGUAUUUGUGAUUCAUAAUAAACAGUAUAUAAGUAUG
Gigantopelta aegis is the source of this 2120-nucleotide messenger RNA. RefSeq lists its product as uncharacterized. NCBI's taxonomy places the organism in Eukaryota, Metazoa, Mollusca, Gastropoda, Neomphalida, Peltospiridae. The transcript has 7 exons. Bases 71 to 1816 code for a protein of 581 amino acids. The record is from RefSeq and is a predicted model, not a curated record.